Messenger RNA from Neoarius graeffei (lesser salmon catfish), 5513 nucleotides. Its product is annotated as protocadherin alpha-C2-like. Gene Ontology annotation, biological process: homophilic cell-cell adhesion. Gene Ontology annotation, cellular component: plasma membrane. The coding region runs from base 293 to 3256 and encodes 987 amino acids. The transcript has 4 exons. Gene Ontology annotation, molecular function: calcium ion binding. NCBI's taxonomy places the organism in Eukaryota, Metazoa, Chordata, Actinopteri, Siluriformes, Ariidae. The record is from RefSeq and is a predicted model, not a curated record.
GUGUGUGAGAGAGAGAGAGAGAGAGAGAGAGAGAGAGAGAAGCCGCAGGGAAACGCACCCGUUAACAGCGAAUAAAGAAAAAAGAAAAAAAGGAUACAGAAAGAGAAAUCACGGACAAAGAAAACAUGGACGCUGAGUGUAUCCGUGCACAUCUCCAACGGAGUUUGCUAGCAAGCCGUCGUGUCCACGAAAUGAAGAACAAUUAGGCCACAUUAAUGCCAUGGUGGGAAGCGAGGCACUGCUACAAAGAGAGCUGUUUUUUUAACCCGUCCUCGGAUUCCGGGAGCUUGCGAUGGCUGUUGCAGGGAAAUGUUGCAGCUGCGGGGAAAAUGUGUCUCUUCUGUCAUUUCUGACAUUGAUGCUCUGUGGUGGUCUUGCACUUGGACAAAUGCGAUAUUCAGUUCAAGAGGAAUCUGAUAAAGGAGCGGUGGUGGGUGAUAUUGCGCAAGAUUUAGGGCUGGAUGUUGCAAAGCUCUCGACUCGAAGUCUCAAGGUAACGGCCGACGGAGGAAAACGGUAUGUGGAUGUGAAUCCAAAAAACGGAAAACUGUUCGUAAACGAACGGAUCGACCGGGAGGCGUUGUGUGACAAGAGCGGCGGCUGCGUUCUGAAUUUCGAUUUGCUUCUCGAAAACCCAUCCGAGGUGCACAGCAUCGAGGUGGAGGUGCUCGACGCGAACGACAACGCGCCGCAAUUCCCGCGAGACGAAUACCAGUUGGAAAUAACGGAAUCGGCGUCACCCACUUCUCGUUUUCCCGUCGAGCACGCGCUCGAUCCAGAUAUCGGGACCAACUCGGUCCGAUUUUACCGGCUUGGCCCAAACGAGCACUUUGCACUCGAUUCCAGCAAACCGUCGCCCAACAGCAAGCACGUCGAGCUCGUGCUGAAAAAGCCCCUGGACCGCGAGCAGACGCCGUAUCAUCAGCUGAUCCUGACAGCGUCCGACGGCGGCACACCAGCGCUGACAGGUACAGCGAAAAUUAAUGUGCGCGUCUUAGACUCGAAUGACAAUAAUCCCGUGUUCGACAGCUCCGUGUACAAAGUGAAACUGCUGGAGAAUUCACCGAAAGACACACUCGUUAUUAAAUUAAACGCCACGGAUCAGGAUGAGGGCACAAACGGAGAGGUGUUUUAUUCCUUUAGCAGUUACACCCCGGAAAGGGUCAGGCAGGUGUUCAACAUGGACACCAAUACUGGAGAAAUCCGAGUCCGGAACAAUGUGGACUAUGAGGAUACCAACUCGUACGAGAUGUACAUCCAGGCCAUGGACAAAGGACCGGCUGCAGUUGCGGCCCACUGCAAAGUGGUGGUGGACGUCGUGGAUGUAAAUGAUAAUGUUCCGGAGAUUGUGCUCUCAUCCCUGUCCAGCCCAGUGCGUGAGGAUGCCCGUGCUGACACCGUUGUGGCCUUGAUCAGUGUGACAGACCGGGACUCUGGCCCAAAUAAGCAAGUGACGCUGGAGAUCCCGCCUGGUCUUCCUUUCAGAAUCAAGUCUUUCAGGAACUACUACACUUUAGUCACCUCUGCCUUCUUGGACCGCGAGACCACAGCAGCCUAUAACGUGACUCUCAGUGCCACAGAUGGUGGCACUCCUCCACUCUCCUCCCGGAAGACCAUUCAGGUUGACGUGGCAGACGUUAAUGACAAUCCACCACGGUUUGAGCAGGCCUCUUACACUGUGUAUGUUAUGGAGAACAAUGCACCUGGAGCCUCUCUUUGCACUGUCAAAGCUCUCGACUCAGAUGUGAAUGAAAACGCCCGCAUCACCUACACCGUUCUGAAUGACAACAACCACGGCAUUCCUGUCACUUCCUAUGUUUCCAUCAAGCCAGACACAGGUGUGGCUUAUGCGCUCCGCUCCUUUGAUUAUGAGUCACUGAGGGAGUUUCAUUUCCAGAUAAAAGCACAGGAUGGGGGCAUUCCGCCCCUUAGCCGUGUGGCCACUGUCUAUAUCUAUGUAAUGGACCAAAAUGACCACACUCCAGAGAUUGUGAACCCUCCAGCUAACGGGACACGUUCUACAGAAACAGUGCUUAAGAACAUUGAAGCAGGUGCUCUGGUCACCAAGGUGGUAGCAUAUGAUGCAGAUGCUGGAAAGAAUGCUUGGCUCAUUUUUGCUUUGGAUCAGUCUCCUGAUCUGGACCUGUUCAAAGUGCACGAGCACACGGGGGAGAUCCGUACCACACGUCGAGUCCUGGAAGAUAACUCGACCUCAUUCAGUCUCAUUGUGCUCGUGAAAGACCAUGGAGAGCCCCCACUCUCUUCUACUGCCACCAUCAACAUAGCUGUCAUGGAGGUGCCACCUAAAGUCAUCCCUGACCCCAAGAGGAUAAUUCGCCCUUACAGCACACCUCUGUUUUCAAAUGUAACGCUCUACCUAAUUGUAGCACUCAGUGCCACAACUUUUGUGUUUCUGGUCACAGUGGUGGUGUUGGCCAUAGUACGGUGCCAUGCCUAUUGUACCCAACCUGGCUCAUGUUCACCCUGCUGUGUGUCUCAGAAGAGCAUCCAAGAUAGUGUGUCUGGAGGAGGCGCAGGUGGAGGGUCUCAAGCCAACAACAAUGUGGUCCUCAGGCGAGAUCUCAAAGUUGAACCUCACUACAUUGAGGUUCGUGGAAAUGGCUCUCUGACUAAGACCUACUGUUACAAAACCUGCUUGACUGCCACAUCAGGCAGCGACACAUUCAUGUUCUACAAUACGGGCCGGCCCAUCAGUGGGACCUGGGGUUCGGAGCGCUUUUUCACAAGUGGAAGUGGCUUUGUGCGCAGGCUCAGCAUGCCAGAUGCAGCAAUCCAGCCCAAGGGACCGAAUGCUGACUGGCGGUACUCUGCAUCUUUGAGGGCAGGAGUGCAAAGCUCUGUUCACAUGGAAGAGGCCUCGGCUGUGAUGCAGGGAGCGCAAGGUGUGCUGGUGCAGAACUGGCCUACAGUGUCCAGUGCUGCAGAUGGAGAGGCUGAAGGACAGCUCUCUCCUCCUGUCGGAGCUGGAAUCAACAGUAAUAGCUGGAGCUUCCGUUAUGGUGCUGGACCAGGCUAUGGUCCUCCACAGGCCCUGAAGCCAGGUGAGAUCCCUCCUGAAGCCUUCAUCAUUCCUGGCUCACCUGCAAUCAUCUCCAUCCGGCAAGACCCAGGAGCCAUGGAUGACAAGGGAGACUUUAUUAGCUUUGGCAAGAAAGAGGAUCCCAAGAAGAAGAAAAAGAAGAAGAAGGACAAAAAGGACAAAAAGGAAAAGGGCAAAGAUGAUGGCGAGGAGUAAAGUAGAAAUGUACUUCCUGAACUCAUAAAAAUGAAAAAUCAAGAAAAAUCUGAAAGGAAAUACAGCAUAGAGAGGAGAGCCCUUUAACUGCAGCUCUCACUAUAGGGAGAUUGAUUUGCCAGCCCCACCCUGUGCUAAUCAUUCUCUUUUCUCUUUGUACCCAACCUCAAAUGACCCCUAUCCUUAAACCACGAUGGCUCCCAGGAAGCAAUAAUUGGCUAUUUCACUACUUGGUGUGUUCAGAGCGUUUCUAAGAGGCAUUAUUUAAAUCUAAAACCAACACAUUACGGCAUUUAUUCCAACGUAUGAUAUAUAAAUUGCAUCUUAUAUCCAUGGGCCUAAUAUAUGUGAGGGGGCAAUCUGUUAUUCUGGACAUCCUCAUGACUCUUUUGCUAUGCCAGGAAUCUGUACUGUAAAUGGCCAAAAGGUAUUUGAAUGAGAUAUAAUCUGGUCAGCAUUAUGGAUGUGUGAUGUAGAGGAAAACCACUUCAGGGGUAGUACAAUAGUCAUGUUUUUAAAAUGAGUAAUUUCAGUGUUUGUGCUCAGAGAGCCUCCUGCUGCCUUUGAGUGGCACAGUAAUGCUGAAAACUCACGUGCUUUACUUGGUGGUGCAAAAAAUAAAAAUAAAAAUAAAACUACCUACAACUCCAAAACUGAAAUUUUAAUUCUUCUUAACUUCAAACCAAUACUUCUAAACAUAAAAACUUGAUCCAUAUGUUGUAUUCAUGGUCAGAUCAGUCAAGUAGAAUCCACUGUCCAGGACCUCAAUAUAUUAGUAGACGAUGUAAGAGCACAGCCUCUUGUGUAAAAGAGACAGGAAUGUUGUUUGUUGCUUCAUUUCAAACCAAGUCUGGUAAACUUUAGUCUCUGACGUGACUCACUGCUCAGUGCACCAGAGUUCUAGCUUUCAGUGCUUGUAAUUUUUUGCUCACUCUCACUCUCUCAGUCCUCCUCCAUGUUUACAGCUGUGCACAACCACAACUGCCCUCUUGUGGUCAUGAUGUGGGACUGAAUAAAGGAGAUAAGAGACUCUGACUCGUAACCUCUGCACUCAGAUCAGGCCUCAGCACUGUUACUGGAACUUUCUAUCCUUCCCCAGGGAGCAUAAGCACACGAACCAUGUCCAUCCGGGUAAAGCAAGUGCUCAAGCAGCAGUGAAAAGUAUCUUGACUUGUACUUUUGAGGAGGUUGUGUAGACGUACAUUUUCAAUUUUGAAGAGUGUGGUUUGGUGUAUAGAAAUGUGAAGACAGCUGAAUACAGUAAUAAACCAAGCUGAGCUGCAUGAUAGCACUGCAGAACUCAGCAGAAGGUUUCAUGUGUAUGAUUUUUUUUCAUUUUUUAAAGGAUUCGUGAUGCCUGUAAUUUUUUUUUAAUUUCAUUUUAAUUUUUAAAAUUUUACUUUCCUUUGUCUUGGCAGUAGGGCUAUUGAUCAAGGUAUAGGAUGGAUGUUAGUGCUGCUAUAAUUGAUAACACACACACACACACACACACACACACACACACACACACACACACACACACACACACACACACACACACACACACAACAGCCUUCUUCAGGUGUGGUUUAGUGCUGUCAGAUCACUAAGUGACUGCUUGCAUGUGAUACACAGAUAAAACAAACUAUAUAUAGUGAUCGAUAGACAGAUAGAUAUGCUUUUCAGAUUUAUUUUUAACCAUUUCUCUUGUAAUUAGAGACAUGCAUCGUCUCUAGCGAAACACGUAGACAUAUAUCUAAUUGCUCUUUCAGAUUCAGUUGUAUGCAAAACCAAUAGGGGAACAAUGUUGACCCCAUGACAUCAACCUUAUCCUGAACAUUCUAGAUAAAUGUAUUGCUGUAGUGUUAUGCUAUAAUUCUUUUUUAUAACCACAAAUAUAUUUGAAUUGAUGAACAAAGAAAGUAAUGUGGAACUGCUUCAUAUAUCCCCUUCUAUGAUAUUAAACUUGUUUUCCAUUAAAACUUUAAAAAAUCGCAAUAAAAAUAUCAAAAUGAUAAAUGCAAAAAGAAAAAAAAAACAGUCGAUGUACUCUGCUUAUGUGUAGUGAAUGUUUAUUAAGUCGAUCAGUGCUGAGAUGGCACUUUGCUCUUGACUUAACAGUGCAACUCUAUGGAACAAUCUUUUUUUGUACACCUGCUCAUCAGUGUAGUCGUGAAAUAGUAUUUUUUCUUUUAUUUUUCCCUUUUUAUAUCACUUUAUGAAAUCUGUUAACGUGUUUUGUUUAUAAACCACAAAUAAAUUCUUUUCAUAAGUACCA